Molecule: messenger RNA, 744 nt
Organism: Lycium barbarum (goji berry)
Lineage: Eukaryota; Viridiplantae; Streptophyta; Magnoliopsida; Solanales; Solanaceae
Exons: 4
Coding region: 1-744 (247 amino acids)
Source: RefSeq, a predicted model, not a curated record
AUGCAGCAGCAAAUUGGUCACUGUGUAGGCAUUUCUUUUGCUGCAUUUCAGCACAUAAUGCAACAACAAAUUACUUGCAAACUGGUCCAUUUUAGCUGUUUUUUUUCAGCAGCUAAUGCAGCUAUAGAUCAAAUCAUUUUCAGCACAAUUUUAGACCAGUUUCACCAUCGAGAUGAAUCUAUGAAUGGCAGAAAGGGUGGAGAAGAGGGGGAAGGGAAUGAGGUUGCGCGUUGGUGGUCGCGCGGCGGCUCCGGUUCACCGGAGAUGGAGCUCCUCGCCGGAGCAGCGGGAGGGGGAGGACGAAGCGGGGUGUUGUGGGCUGGUUUCGUGGCUGGUGGUGGAGACGGUGGUGGUCGGCUGUGGGUUCAGUGGAGUGGUGGUGUGCGGGAGAUGGCGGCUGGAGAGUGGAGGGAGAUGGGAAAUGUUUUUAUUACGUUUAGCAAUCUGAGUGUUUAUCGAGAUGAAUCUAUGAAUGGCAGAAAGGGUGGAGAAGAGGGGGAAGGGAAUGAGGUUGCGCGUUGGUGGUCGCGCGGCGGCUCCGGUUCACCGGAGAUGGAGCUCCUCGCCGGAGCAGCGGGAGGGGGAGGACGAAGCGGGGUGUUGUGGGCUGGUUUCGUGGCUGGUGGUGGAGACGGUGGUGGUCGGCUGUGGGUUCAGUGGAGUGGUGGUGUGCGGGAGAUGGCGGCUGGAGAGUGGAGGGAGAUGGGAAAUGUUUUUAUUACGUUUAGCAAUCUGAGUAGCUAA